Pterocles gutturalis (yellow-throated sandgrouse) is the source of this 1164-nucleotide messenger RNA. RefSeq names its product F-box protein, helicase, 18 (gene FBH1). Lineage: Eukaryota; Metazoa; Chordata; Aves; Pterocliformes; Pteroclidae. Bases 13 to 1164 code for a protein of 383 amino acids. Gene Ontology annotation, molecular function: protein binding. The record is from RefSeq and is a predicted model, not a curated record. The transcript has 5 exons.
CGAUUCAAGAAAAUGCAUCUCACGGCCGACGACUGCGAAGCUCUCGCCCGCAGCGCGGAAGGUUCAUCAUCCUUGACGCAACCGUUGAGUCAAAGUAGAGGCAAUGGAAACAGGGGACUCUACCCCACCCACCGGACAAGGAGACGUCCAGGAGGCCAAGGUCAGCAGAAGAACAUCACCGAUUACUUCAAGAUCUCUCAGACACAACAAGUAGGUGCUGGUGGGACGAAGAGUCGAAUGAAAGAAGAGGUGCUGGAUCCCAUCUUCAGUGAACCUGAUGAUUCCCUCAGCAGUGCCUCCACUGAGAUGGAGAUGAGCGGUGAUUCCUGGUCCUUGCUGGAGGAUGAGGACUUUCUACCAGCUUCCAGGAUAAGCUCCAAAAAGCAGCCUCUGUCCGCUGCAGCUGUGGGCGUUCACAAGCCAGAGCACGAUUUGUGGGGUGAGCCUGAGACGAAACCAGCGGUGGUUCACCCAGAACUCAGCCAGAUCAAGCAGGAACUUGAUGAUAUGGAAAUCGAACCAGUCCCUGAUGCACACUACGGACUCCUGGGGACUCGGAACUGGGAAGUGCCUCGGGGAAGUAUCGAUGAGCUGCCCGUUGAAGUCCUAAGGCACAUCUUUGCUUUCCUACCAGUGAUGGAUCUGUAUCAGAACCUCAGCCUGGUGUGUCGCUGCUGGAGGGAGAUAGUCACUGAUCCGCUGUUCAUUCCUUGGAAGAAGCUUUACCAUCAGUACCUAAUGAAGGAGGACACGGCCCUGCGCCACGUCGAACAGGUCUUGCAGGAUUUCACCAUCACCAAAGAGCAGGAAGGAUGUGUGCUGGGGCUGAUCAGGUGCGUGUCUGCCAUCCGCACCGGACGGAAGGUGGAUCCCGGCGCGGUUCUGCGGUGUUUGAGGAGUCAUCACCUCUUCUCAAAGGCUGAAGUCUGCGUCGCCAACAAACUGCCGCAUUUACAGAGCAGGACAGGGCCUGAGAACAUGUGGGCCAUCAUCGCCGUCAUGGUGCUUUUUUCCGAUGGCGUCAGCGACAUCCAAAACCUGAUGGCGUGUCUACAGAGACCCUGCUCUACCCUCUCCAUGGUGGAGGUGACCGAGAUGCUUUACUGCAUGGCCACGCUGCUGUUCGCGAUGAGGGACAGGAACAUCGCCAUCACCAACAGGUGA